Molecule: messenger RNA, 1359 nt
Organism: Vanrija pseudolonga
Lineage: Eukaryota; Fungi; Basidiomycota; Tremellomycetes; Trichosporonales; Trichosporonaceae
Exons: 2
Coding region: 1-1359 (452 amino acids)
Biological process (GO): mRNA cis splicing, via spliceosome
Cellular component (GO): precatalytic spliceosome
Source: RefSeq, a predicted model, not a curated record
AUGUCCCUCUUCUCUGGCAUAAAGCUCACAUCCGACAAGGCCAAAUCGCUGGCCGCCGAGGCAGAGGCCACAUCGACGCCCCCAAAGGUGUCGGUGUCAACACAACCUGUGGAGGCCCCAAAGCCCUCGAGCUCGAGACCACAAGCCGAAGCUCCCAAGCCGGCGGCCCCGUCCUCGUCCUCAUCGGCCUCGGCUGCAUCUGCCGCGUCCUCUGCCGCACUCAAGUUUGCGCCGCGCCUCCACAAGCCAAAACCAGUCUCGCGGCCCGCCAUCUCGCCAGCCGUCUACUCGGCGCUUGCGACUGCCCCCGCAGCGGCUGUCGUCGAAGCUGCUCCGGUACUGAACACCCCAGCCGAGGCGGACGACAAGCCGCGCGCGCCGGCCAUGACGCUCGCCGCAGCCGACAAGGACCGCAAGCGCGAGCGCGAAGGCGGCGGCGACGAGGGCCAGAAGCGCAAGAAGAAGAAGAAAAAGCGCAGGCAGGAGUGGGUGGCGCAUACGUUCCAGCCCGGCGAGGACUAUGACCCGAACAACCCCAACGACCUGGGCGAGUACCAGAACUACAGGAAGAAGCUGCGGGAAGAGCGUCGCGCGCAGUUGAUAGAGCUGAGACGGCGCCGGGCCGCCGGCGAGCUCAGCGACGACGACAGCAGUGGCGACUCGGAUAGCAGCGAUGAUGCUGGACCAAGGCGCGAUGCGCCGAGGGCUUGGGCGCCGCCCAAGGCCUACUCGCCCCCGCCAGCGAGGACAAUAGCGCGGCCGCCGCCGCCGCGCAGCCCGCCGCGGGACCCACCACCACCGCCGAGAGACGCGCCCCCACGGCCACCGGUAUCCGCUGCGUCGGGCGACGAGGCAUAUGCCCGGCGCGCGGCCAUGUCCUCUGCAGCCACAGGCGACGACGCGUACGCGCGCCGCGUCGCCAUGAGCCAGGCAGCGACGGGGGAUGACGCCUACGCGCGCCGCUUGGCCAUGUCGCAGCAGCCGGCGCCGGCAGCGGCAGCGACGGUGGCUCCGCCUCCCUCGGCACCCCCUCGAGGGUUCCAACCCCCGCCAGCACAUCUCGUCGCUGGUGCGCCUCCGCCUUUCCGCCCCCCACCAGCACAUCUCGCAUCUGGUGCGCCGCCUCCCCCGCCGCCACAGUCAUUGCCGCGUCCGCCUGUUCAGCCGCCGUUCCCUCCAAGGGCGCCACCAGCUCCAGCUCCAGCUGAGCCUGCGGCCAAUGCCAAUCCGGAAUUUGCGCGCCAGCUGGAGGAGAAGAAGAGACAGCUCGAGGCUAUUGCUGCCAAGUUCAAGGGCUCUCUACCGCCGGCCCCAGUGCAGCUCACCGAGGAAGAGUGGGUCGCAUGUAUUCCUACGUAG